This is a messenger RNA of Caenorhabditis sp. 36 PRJEB53466, 327 nucleotides long. Lineage: Eukaryota; Metazoa; Nematoda; Chromadorea; Rhabditida; Rhabditidae. The record is from the annotation of a GenBank genome assembly.
AUGUCAGUUCUGUUGAUUCUGCUGCUCUCGAUGAGCAUUUCCGCGUCCGCAUUGCUCUCUUUGCCACGUAGCAACCGGUACGGAGUCAUCACGUGAGUUGCCGCGUCAUCCAACAACACUUUCAUUCUCUCGUUCAGAAGCUACGACGGUCCGUCGACGAAGGACGCGCUGAUCGUGGAGACGAAGCGCUACGACCGCAACUGCUUCUUCUCGCCCGUCCAGUGCAUGCUCACCUACAACGAUAACCUUCCGCUCGUCGUCACGCGGAAGGCGUCCGGAAGGAAACGCUUCGACCCGCUUCUCAUCGACUACGGUAGUCUACAGUAG